CUCACCGAUUCACACCGGGAUCGUGAUGCGUUUGGUUAGAUCCGACAUUCUAAAUAUUAAACGCAAGUUUGGAGUUCUGAUGUAACUGUGUAAAUCAUUGUGCAUUAUGUUACAAACACGUGUUACCCACGGCUACUGUACUGUAUAACGUAGCUAGAGCUAGCUAGUCUACAACUUUUCUUGCGCGUUCCCGUGACAGAGCCAGCCAUUUUGAUUUUGAAAUAUGACAGCAGCGAGAUUCUUUUGCUGUUGCAGUUAGCUAGCUGAGCUAGAGUCCAGAUGCUAUCCUGGAUCUAAACGAUCAGUUUAAUCGAUGUAUUUUGCACUUUAAUUAGACGCGAGGUUUAAAUCAAAACGGAACCUGGCCCAUACCGACUCAUCUACCUAGACAUUCGUCAGAUUUGUGACCGAUUUUGCAAUGAUGAUGAAUGAUGGGUGAAACGGACAGUCUGGGGAUGUGCAACUGCACAGCUGACUGGCCUGGGACAUAUGAAAAAUAGGCCAGAGCAGGCUAGUGUAAUCUGGCGGGUCAAGGUUGCAGACAUCUCUACGUGUGAGAGUUCGUUUGUGCUUGUGGUGUGAGAUUGUGUGGGGUGUAGAGUGAAUGUGAGAGAGCUGUGUUGUUGACUGCAGACACCCAUGCUGCUCUAUAUCCAGGCCACCUGCAAUCUUCGAGACCCAGGUCCGUGUGCUCACAGAGCACUGACUGAGGACACUCCAUAUCCACGGCUGAGUGUGUGAGCUUGUGACCGCAGCAGCCAUGUUUUGGAAGUUUGACCUGCACACUUCGUCCCACCUGGAGGCUCUACUGGAUAAGGAGGACGUCACACUCACAGAGCUUAUGGACGAGGAGGAUGUGCUGCAGGAAUGCAAGGCCCAGAACCGCAGGCUCCUCCUGUUCCUGUCUCAGGACAGCUGCAUGCAGGAGCUGCUUCGUCUCAUAACUACAGAGCCCCCUGCUGGUGUGGAGGAAACCUGGCGCUUCAAGUACCCUAACAUAGCAUGUGAGCUGCUGACGUGUGAUGUCGCUGUAAUUAAUGAUAAGCUGGGGAACGAGAAGCCGCUGUUGGAAACCCUGUAUGCCUUUUUGGAGCAGCCCUCCCCCCUCAACCCCCUCCUCGCCUCCUUCUUCAGCAAGACCAUUGGGAAUCUUAUCACACGCAAGACAGAGCAGGUGAUCUGGUUCCUGCGUGAGAAGGAGGGCUUCCUGCCUCUGGUGCUGAAGCACAUCGAUGCGUCGGCCAUGAUGGAUCUGCUGCUGCGCCUCAUCAGCUGUGUGGAGCCGGCCCCUCUUCGACAGGAGACACUUAAUUGGCUGAAUAAGGAGAGACUCGCCCAGAGGCUCAUUGAGCUCAUUCACCCAGGGAUCGAUGACGAGAGACAGUCCAAUGCGUCUCAGACGGUGUGUGACAUCAUUCGUCUCAGCAGAGACCAGGCCAAUCAGCUCCAGGAGAACUCCGUGCCUGACCCGUUGCUCGCUGUUCUGGAGUCUCAGGAGUGUGUGGGACAGCUGUUGAAGAACAUGUUUGAGGGAGGCAGGACGGAGAGCUGCAUCGUCAACGGAACUCAAGUGCUUCUCACCUUGCUGGAGAUCAGGAGGCCUGUGUUGGAGAGUCUGAUGGAUGUGUGUGCUCAGGGAUGUGAGAGAUGUUACCCAGUCAACAGCAGCAUCCUUCUGGCUAUCCUCCCCCACCUCACAGACUUCCAUCAACUGCUGCUGGAUCCGCCCAAGCGGGGCCCCAUGCUGACCACCCUGGGCGUGCUGGAGGAGCCGCUGGGCAACAGCCGUCUCCACGCAGCCAGACUGGUGGCGUCUCUGCUGCAGAGCGGCUCUCAGACCAGUUCCCCCACGAACACGGGGGUCCUCCAGGAGCUCUGCAGGCUCAAUUCCCUGGACCUGCUUCUGGACUUGUUUUUUAAGUUCAUCUGGAAUAACUUCUUGCACUUCCAAGUGGAGCUGUGUGUGGCCGGUGUCCUCUGCCACUCUGCCCAGGAGGGGAGGCCCCAGCCAGGCCCAGGGCCCCAGGAAAAUUCCGGGCUUGUCAAGGAGCCCCAGCAGGAACAGGCCCCACCCAGUCCCAAACCUCCAGAGCCGUCCGUGGCUCCUGACGUCUCUCACAACACGCUGGUGGCACAUCUUUUCCAGCACUGUCGCUUGGUCCAGAGGAUUCUAGAGGCCUGGGAGGAGAAUGACAAGAUACAGGCAGGCGGGGGAAUGAGGAGGGGCUACAUGGGUCACCUGACCAGGAUUGCCAACACAGUGGUCCAGAACCUGGAGAAAGGCCCUGUACAGACCCAUAUUAGCAGUCUCAUCACAGAGCUACCUGAAGACUGCAGGGGGCGCUGGGAGAGCUUUGUGGACCAGACCCUCACAGAGACCAACAGGAAGAACACGGUAGACCUGGUCAGCACCCACAACCUGCACUCCUCCAGUGAGGACGAUGACAUGGAGAGCCCGUUCCCCAAUGAAAUGUCACUGCAACAGGCCUUCUCAGACUACCAGAUCCAGCAGAUGACCGCAAACUUUGUGGAUCAGUUCGGCUUCAACGACGAGGAGUUUGCCGAGCAUGAUGACAGCAUCAAUGCCACCUUUGACCGUAUUGCAGAGAUCAACAUGAACAUUGACGGAGGGGAGGACAGUUCCAGCACCACCGUGUUUGAGGCGUGCUCCAAGGAGAAAAUUCAGCCCUUUGAUGAUGAGGAGGACAUCUGGGAAGAGAAAGAGAUCAACUAUGCAAGGCAGGGCAAGUCCAGAACUAGGUUCGGUGGUUCUCAAUGGUACAGGCCGCCGUCUCAAAGCGACGGGGCGAGCGACGCUCCUGCGCCGAACUCCUGCGCCGACCCUCCUGCGCCGGGCUCCGACACGGACGAGGGGGAGGGGCCAAAAGAGGGAGCGGAAAAUGUCAAGAAGGAGAUCCCGACGGAGCCCCCCCAGAGCGUUGGCUGGACGGCUGAUUUCGGGGAGGUGAACUCCAAGGCCCCCGCUGCAGGAGCUGGCAUCUCAGCUUGGGACAGUGUCGCCCCCCAGCCGGUCACCACGGAGACGGAGGAAAAAGGCUGGGCCAAGUUUACAGACUUCCAACCCUUCUGCUGCUCAGAGACGGGUCCGAGAUGCAGCUCUCCUGUGGACUCGGAGAUCAGUGGGUCUGACGGAACUAAACCGGACCAGGAUCGGAACCCCUGCGUGUGGAGCGUGUGCGUGGCGAGGAAGGCCCCCCUGGUGGCGUCGGACAGCUCUUCAUCAGGCGGCUCCGACAGCGAGGAGGAGGAGGAGAAGACCGAGUCCGUCUCCACGGACACAGUCACCACGGAGACGAUCACCACGGUAGCCGGCAAAGAGACCCUCCGACUCACCGUGGAUGCCAAACACGAGAGGGCGGUCUUCACCAGAGUAUUCAGACCAGCGGUCAGAGGUGAGGAGGACAAGCCGCCCCUGGACAGACUCUCCACCAGAGAGGAGAAGAAAGACAAGAAGAAGGAGAAGGACGGCGACGCGACCCACCCCGGCCCCUGGCCCCCCACAGACCGCCCUGCAGCACUCACUAAAGAGACGCCCCCCUCUGCAAACGGCCCAGCCUAGAAAUGCGGUACACACACAGACACUCACACGCACACACAUACACACACACACACACACACUUCAUUAUACAGCAUCCUGUGGUGUUCAGCAGUGCUGUCUUGCCAGGUCAGUGUCCAGAGCUGAUUCAGAAAAAGAGGGAGGCACAGGGAGAGCGGAAGCUUCUGGACUGAGAACAACCAACCAAUAAAUGUGUCCCUGCUCCCACAGUAGUGUCUCCUAAGUAUACAGUAACAUCAUCACACAGGGACUGUGUGUGUGUGUGUGUGUGUGUGUGUGUGUGCGUGUGUGUGUGUGUGGGAUUCAGCUUUAUGUUGUCGUCGGGGUUGUUUGGCUUGGCUCCUUGGCUGAGCUAGAUUUUGCACUUAAACUCUUUGUUGAGGCGCUGACCUCAGGCUGUGGUUCUGUCCUCAGCUCAGUGCAGGGAGGGCUGGGGGUGUGAGGGAGAGGGGAACACUGAAAGAUCCUCUAAGCCAACUUCUGUCACUGUGCCGUUUCAGUAAACCUUUUUUUGUUUUUGUUUUCCCAUGAUCUGAAGUGCACAUUUUGAUCAUAUGUUAUGAGAAAAUUGUUCCAUUAGAAUCUCUUCUUUUUUGGAAAAUUCCCCCCUUGCUCUGCAUCUCUCUGUUUCUGCCUUUCUCUGUCUGUGGAGCAUUUCAGGUUGUUUUGUGUGCGUGCGUGCGUGUGUGUGUGCGUGUGUGUAGGCUCUGUCUAAAAAGAGUGUGUUCUCACGUCUAAAGAAGGGUCGGUGGAUGUGAUGAAAGCACACCUGUGUGACACAAAUACAGGUGUAUGUGCACGCACGCACGGACACACACACACUUUCACAAACACCGGGUCAAGGAACCGCAUAUCACCCUCCCACAGAACUGUUUAAAUGUAAUAUUGUGACAUUUGAACCUGUAUUAGGUUGUGGCUUUUCUUCUUGGUAAUAUGUAAACGUAAUAUAUGUAAACAGUAUAUAUAAACAGUAUAUCUUCUAUUUUUGGAAUAAAUCCAGAUGUAUGGUAAAACAGUUGUUUUGCAGGUUGCAGUGUGUGUAUUGUUCUGUUGAAAUGAGGCAAUAACUAUGUUAAUCUUUCUUUGUACCCCAGCAUCAGUUCCAGUUCCUCUGCUACAUACUUCCUCUGUUUGUGAGUGUGUGAGCGACCGUGUGUGUAACUUUUGUUUCAAGAUUGUUUUAUAGGUUUAGUAUAUGGGGAAUAUACUGUAUGUCUUCCAUAUACUUCCUGUGACUUAACAUGUUUUAUUUUAUUAGUAAAACAAAUGUCCUGUCCUUAUCAGGGCUGGAGCAGAUACAAGUUCACAUACCUAUACUUUAAUUUAUGUUUUUGUAAUUUAAUCACAUUUUGAAAGCACUUUUGAAAGCACUUUUUUGGUUGCUAGCCUACUAAACUUUGGCAAAGUCGUCCAUUUUGUGUCACAAAAUAGGGCAUGUUUUGACUUGAACGAGUGACAGAAUUAUAUGAAAAUAAGCCUGUUUCUCCACAAAGCUUGUUGCCAAAGUAUGUCUUCCCUCUAGGGAAGGGCUAGAUCUCAAACCUGUGAAGUGGUUUUCUUCUCCUUAAAAGUUGGGUAGAAGCAACUUGGCAGUUGGGCCCUUUGCAGACUGGACUGUGGAGAAGAGGUCACUGUUGGGAUCCAGCCUGGCCCAGUUCUGUUUCACUCCUUCCCCAAGCAUUUUCUCCUAGCUCAUCAUCAAUAUUCAACCCAAAGAGCUGUUUUCUCAACACAGAAUAGCUGAAACCUGCCGAGUCAUUGAAAGAAACGUGUGAAAUAGAACUGGGCACCUUAGUCAGGCUUUAAGCAGGAAGUCAGGGUUGUGUACAGGGUCUGAAUAUAUCAUACCUUUCACCUCCAAGCCCCAUGCACUGUAUCUGACCCAUAGGCUACCACACUUACACAUGUGGUACAAACACAUGGGCUGUGUUUCAGAGAGUGAGUUCCGGACAGCUCUGUGUAGUCAGAUGGCUUUUGUAAAGUGGUCUGAUGCUGGUGGUCUUUGCUGUAUAGACAGUAACAUGUCAGUUACCUGUUGUCAAACUUAGCUUGUACAUUCAGAUAUGAAACUAAUAAAUAUGUCUAUCCAGAUUAAACGGG
Messenger RNA from Osmerus eperlanus (European smelt), 5677 nucleotides. It is a transcript of the gene ppp6r2b, whose product is annotated as protein phosphatase 6, regulatory subunit 2b. Gene Ontology annotation, cellular component: cytosol; nucleus. Bases 761 to 3580 code for a protein of 939 amino acids. The record is from RefSeq and is a predicted model, not a curated record. The transcript is spliced from 26 exons. NCBI's taxonomy places the organism in Eukaryota, Metazoa, Chordata, Actinopteri, Osmeriformes, Osmeridae. Gene Ontology annotation, molecular function: protein phosphatase regulator activity; protein phosphatase binding.